UUGCGUCAAAAGAUAAUGAAUUUUUUCAACGUGGCAUUUGUAUGCUGCCUGAAAGGUGGGCAAAGGUGGUAGAAAACAAAUACUUCGAUUAACAGGUACGACGAUAAUGCAGGAACUCAUAUGGCUGGUGGCGAAUGACAUGAAUUUCGACGAAGCACAUCGAAAAUAUUUAGUAGAGAGAUUUCCCUUUAUAGAAUUAACACCGCUGGUAGAUAUCACAAUGAAAGACAUUCCUGGUAAGGCCACGGAGCAAAAUAGCGUCGAAUUCGUGCGGAAUCAGCCUUCACCGCGUUUCAUUAAAAGUCACAUGCCUCUCGAAUUACUACCGACAGUCGUAAAUAGCACUUGCAAGAUUAUUUAUGUUGCAAGAAAUCCAAGAGACGUGGUAGUUUCCUAUUAUCAUUUUCAGAAAACCUUGAAACGUUCCGAUUUUCACGGAACUUUUGAACAGUUCUGUAAUAAUUUCAUGAAUAAUCACUUGCAUUGGAGUCCAUAUUGGGAACAUGUGAAGGAAGCUUGGGCGAUGAGACACAGAGCAAAUAUGAUGUUUUUCUUUUACGAAGAUCUCAUAAAGGAUUUAUCUGGCAACAUAAGAAAAAUAGCCGCAUUCUUCGAUAAAACAUAUAGCGAUGAACAAAUUGCUAAGUUAGUGGAGCAUUUAAAAAUAGAGAAUUUCCGCAAGAAUCCUAUGAUAAAUCAGCCGGCCAGAUCCGAUGUGAUGCAACCGAAAAUGUUCAUACGGCAAGGGAUAAUAGGUGGUUGGAAAAAAAUGUUCACUGCGGAGAUUGAAGAGAGAUUUAACAAAUGGAUAACUGACAAUUUAAAGGAUACGGAUUUGGCAUUUCCAAGUUAGAUUUGUCACACGAUAUAAGCAAUUGCAAUUUAUAAAAGAUAUGGGUUUGGCUUUUCCAAGUAAGAUUUGUUACACGAUUGAUUUAAGGAAUUGCAAUUUGUAUAUGAUUUCUGAUCAAUUAUGUUUUGUUGGGAAUUCAAUUUCCCGCUCCUGCCGAUCUAUCGAUGAUCGAUCCAUAUCUGUAUAAUCGAGAGUUUGUUACGUCUUUCUUUGUCUUAAUAAUAAUUUCUUUGUUUGUUCGUUAGAUACGCACGUUUUCUGUGGACCGGGUUUUCUUUUUCAAGUUGAUAAGAUAUUCGCACAUUAGAUUGUCUAUACGUUCCAGACCAAAUAUUAAACUACAUAAGAGAUUUCUUUUAUUGUAUCUACAAUCUGAAUAAAUAGCGUUCUUAUACCAAUAGCCUGUCUCAUUCCGCUGCCGCCCCAA
Messenger RNA from Wasmannia auropunctata (little fire ant), 1280 nucleotides. Its product is annotated as sulfotransferase 1C4-like. Gene Ontology annotation, cellular component: cytoplasm. The record is from RefSeq and is a predicted model, not a curated record. Gene Ontology annotation, biological process: sulfation. The transcript is spliced from 6 exons. Gene Ontology annotation, molecular function: sulfotransferase activity. NCBI's taxonomy places the organism in Eukaryota, Metazoa, Arthropoda, Insecta, Hymenoptera, Formicidae. Bases 107 to 853 code for a protein of 248 amino acids.